AUGGGUACCCACUACCCUCUUCCGUUCUUUGCAACAUCCGACCUCCUUCCUGCACCUCUGCCCACACCCGGAGCCAUCGCCGCCUCCCAAGAUAUUCUACAGGAGAAUUCUGGACGUCGCGUUGUCAGAGUAGGAAUAUAUUUCGUUGUCAAGUAUGGCGCAGCGGUGAACCUGACAGAAGGCGAGAACAUGCUGUUCAUCAAGCAGUUUUCAAAGACAUCAACGCCCACUGUUUACGCUAUUUAUUCCCUACAACCCAAGGGCGACAAGUCCCCGACGAACUACAUCUUAAUGGAGAACAUCCAAGCAAACCACGAAUCCAACUUGGCCACUUGCGCCAAAUUCCUUCACCUGACUACUUUGGGAGUUCUUGGGAAGCGCCCGUUCGAGGACUCUGUUUUUUGGGCUGGCGAUGAUGCAAGCUGUCAGGUGGCAUCUGGCCCAUUCGACUCGGAGAAACAGAUGCUUGACGCCAUGGACAAGAAAUAUUCGCGCCAGAAUCCAGUUUAUCGGAAGUCCGAAUACUACAGCCGCAUCCUUCCGCUGAUGCUUCGCGGUCAUGCUUCUAUUUUCACACAUGGAGAUUUCCAGCGGAAGAACAUUGUUGUGGCGGAAGAUGGGGAAGUGGUCAUCAUUGAUUGGGAAGCUGCAGGAUGGUAUCCAAGUUUCUGGGAAUAUUCUACGGCAAUGUUCUCAUGCCGGUGGGAUAACGACUGGCAUUCAUGGAUUCCCCAGAUACUAGAUGAACAUCCGAACGAGUAUGCCUGGAUGGACAUGGUUUUCCGGGAUUAA
Colletotrichum destructivum is the source of this 792-nucleotide messenger RNA. RefSeq names its product Putative aminoglycoside phosphotransferase, protein kinase-like domain superfamily. Bases 1 to 792 code for a protein of 263 amino acids. The record is from RefSeq and is a predicted model, not a curated record. The transcript is spliced from 2 exons. NCBI's taxonomy places the organism in Eukaryota, Fungi, Ascomycota, Sordariomycetes, Glomerellales, Glomerellaceae.